Molecule: messenger RNA, 1901 nt
Organism: Aspergillus calidoustus
Lineage: Eukaryota; Fungi; Ascomycota; Eurotiomycetes; Eurotiales; Aspergillaceae
Source: the annotation of a GenBank genome assembly
CAUUAGCCCGCAUAAUGCAGAUGCGAACACUUAUUCUAGAACUCUUGGAAGAUUAAACAUUGCAAUGCACUGAGUGGCCGUGAUCGCAGGCGGUGAAAAACCGAUGCACGUCAACCCCAUGUGCGGCGUGUUCGGAGGGGUCCCAGACUCCGAAAAGAAUCGCCUUCAGCCUGUCAUACUAGUGGUGUCUUUUUUCCCCUCUCGUUAGAAGCCAAAAAAAAUUCCGACAAACCCAAAAUGACUCAAGCCAUGUACUAAUCUCAUUUCUCAUCAUUAUAUUCUAUUAUUUCAGUCGCCUAUCGAUCAAUCCAGUGCUACCAUCUUCUUAUUUCCUCAUCCAGUUUCCUACAAAACCCCACAUCCCAGUCUUCUCCGCCGCCAUAGUAAGAAAUAGCUAUGGGUUCCGGAUCUCCUCCUCCCACAGGUCCAAAGCCCAAGUCGGUGAUACCUUCUCAUCUCCUGAACGGCGGCUCUCCUUUGAAUAAUACGUCUGUUGCCUCUCGAGACGCGCGUGAGCGAGAAAGUGUUCAAACUUCGAUCCGGUCAUCUUUCGCUCCUCGCAUUCCCGCGGAGUUUGACCUACCCGAGUCGGACGCGCCAGCGGCUGAUCAUGCUAGCAGCUACGACAGCCCUCGCCGCCGGAGCUCCGUGGUUACAAAGCCCACGCUGAAUGAUCCAGCCCGCGAUCCGAGAGAUGACGCCGGUGCGCUAACCCCCACCGCAACUGUCAGCCGUCCAGACAGCCCGUAUACCUUGAACCCGCCGAUCGACUUUGAUGGACUCAGCUGGCCCUGCCCUGGCACUCGCGCACGAUUGGAGUCUUCGCCAGAAGAAAAUGAGGAGCGCAUUAAGAAGCUUUCAGGAGCUGUGAGGACCAUUCUUGAAUGUAUCGGGGAAGAUCCAGAGAGGGAGGGUCUCAGGGGAACGCCUGAGCGGUAUGCGAAAGCAAUGCUCUACUUCACUAAGGGUUACGAGGAGAACGUUAGGGAUCUGGUCAAUGGCGCCGUCUUCCAUGAGGAUCACGAUGAGCUGGUCAUUGUCAAGGAUAUCGAUGUCUUCUCACUGUGCGAGCAUCAUAUGGUUCCCUUUACCGGAAAGAUGCACAUUGGAUAUAUCCCCGAUCGCCGCGUCCUUGGCCUUUCCAAGCUUGCCCGCCUUGCCGAAAUGUUCUCUCGCCGACUCCAGGUACAAGAGCGCCUAACCAAACAGGUCGCUCUCGCCAUCUCUGAAGUCCUUAAGCCCAGAGGCGUCGGCGUCGUCAUGGAAUCCUCCCAUCUCUGCAUGGUGAUGCGCGGCGUUCAAAAGACUAGUAGCACGACAACCACCAGCUGCAUGCUUGGCUGCAUGCGCUCCAGCGCGAAAACCCGAGAGGAAUUCCUUACGCUUCUGAACAGAAAGUAGUUCAAACCCAGCUCAACUCAACGACUUGUACACAUCUACGCCUUCCUUUUCUCUCUCGAUUUGUUACCCCUCAUUUUAACAGUGGCUGGUAUUCAUGAUUCUUUUUUCUGGAGUUUUGGCGGGUACCUCUCAACAGGUUAUGUUCAAUAGGACCGGGUGUUGGCAGUCUCUUUUUUUCAUGGAACGAACAGGUCAAGUCUUUCUCAUCCUGACACUUUCGUUUCAUGCCCUUGCGUGUUUAUUUAACUUUUUCUAUUUCGCAUAUAUUACUACUCGCAUAGAUUUAAGUACCGAUGUCUACUUAGAACGGUCAAAAGUCCGGAACGAUAUUCAUCUUUCUUUGAGCCGUCGAACAGACAAUAGAACGAAACGGGGUGCCGGAGUAUCAGGUUGCAUUAUUUCGCCUCUCUACAUACGUGGUGAAUGUCCUUGAUCUCCGUCCUAAGUGCUGUGAUGAUAUAUGUCAUAUAUAAGCAGAAACAUCAGAAUGUAUCUUCUGG